Molecule: messenger RNA, 5409 nt
Organism: Pristis pectinata (smalltooth sawfish)
Lineage: Eukaryota; Metazoa; Chordata; Chondrichthyes; Rhinopristiformes; Pristidae
Gene: erbb2
Product: erb-b2 receptor tyrosine kinase 2
Biological process (GO): protein phosphorylation; multicellular organism development; positive regulation of cell population proliferation
Cellular component (GO): signaling receptor complex; basal plasma membrane
Molecular function (GO): transmembrane receptor protein tyrosine kinase activity; ATP binding
Source: RefSeq, a predicted model, not a curated record
CCCGCCCACCGACGGCGGCCCCGCCCCUUCCCGGUCCGUGAGCCGGAAGUGAGGGUCGGACGGGUGGCGGGACGAUGUGGCUGUGGGCGCCGUUGUUCGGAGCCCGGCGGUCAGAUGCUGCCUGACCCGCUGAGUUCCUCCAGCUUUUUGUCUGUUGUGCCAGAUUUCAGUAUCUGCAGUCUCUCAUGUCUCCAUGCUGUAGAAUGAGGUCCAGGUGUGGAAUGGAAUCAAGGACAACGCGCAACAAAGGAAAUGCUUGUCCAGUUAGUCCGUUAGUGACCAGUGUGCCAUUUGCUGUCUCCUGUCUUGAACUGACCUGCUAAUUGCGUACACCCCGAGCAUUGCAGCAAGAUCUGGAGCAAAGGAGUUCUCUUACUUUGAGCUCCAAGUUCACCCUCGCUCAUCAGGCACUGUGAUGGUUGCUCAGACUCUUGCUCCCUGGGCUGAUGCUGCCCCCCUUUUGGUCCUGCUGCUGUGUGGAACCAUCAGCCCAGCUCAGCUCUCCUUCCCUCGAGUAUGUCCAGGAACAGACAUGAAGCUCAAGCAGACUUUCAGUUUAGAAAAUCAUUACUACACUCUGCGCAAGUUGUACGGGAACUGCCAAGAGGUACAAGGUAACCUGGAGAUCACCCACCUGAAGGGGAACCUCAGCCUUACCUUCCUGAAGGAUAUUCAGGAGGUCCAAGGCUAUGUUCUUAUUGCUCAUAAUGAGGUCAGCUACAUUCCCCUGGAAAAUCUACGCAUCAUCCGGGGAAGCCAGUUAUAUGAGGGCCGCUUUGCGCUGGCUGUACUCUCGAACUUUAACUCUACGGGCACGGGUCUGCGAGAGCUGCGGAUGAGGAGUUUGACAGAAAUCCUGACUGGGAGUAUUUGGAUUAGCAACAAUCCCUGGCUGUGUUACCAAGAGACGAUCCAAUGGGAUGACAUUCAAGAUAAGAACAACAAGUUUCCCUUUGCAGGAACAGUGGACGCGAAUCGGACAGUUCAGUGUAGAAACUGCAGUCCUGCCUGUGAGUCGUCAUCUUGCUGGGGUUCCGGCCCUGAGUAUUGCCAGACAUUGACUCGGAAGAUCUGUGCCUCUGAGUGUCUGACUCGCUGUAAGGGGCAACACCCGACUGAUUGCUGCCACAGUGAAUGUGCCGCCGGCUGCGUCGGACCCAGGGACACCGACUGCCUGGCCUGUCAUCAUUUCAGCAACGGAGGCAUGUGUCGUGGGGACUGCCCGCCUCUGAGCAUCUACAAUGCUCAGGCCUACCAGAUGGAGCCCAACCCAGAUGGGACGUACAUUUUUGGAGCCAGCUGUGUCAAAGAAUGUCCACACAAUUACUUGGCCACAAAUGUGGGUUCGUGCGCGCUGCACUGUCCAAACAACACCAAGGAAGUGAUUGAACGGGAUCGACAGAGAUGUGAGAAGUGCGGUGAGCCUUGUCCCAGAGUGUGCAACGGUUUGGGGGUAAAUAACAUGAAGAAUGUGCGUGCAGUGACCUCCAACAACAUUGAUUCCUUCAAAGGCUGCACCAAGAUCUUUGGCAGCUUAGUGUUCCUCACCGAGACUUUCUCUGGCGACCCAGCUGCAAAGAUUCAACCCCUGGAUCCAAGGAAGUUGCAAGUCUUCAGUGCUUUGACAGAGAUCACUGGGUAUUUGUACAUCGAGGCUUGGCCACAGAAUUUUACUAACCUGAAGGCUUUUGAGAAUCUUGUUACCAUCCGAGGACGACUGUUAUACAGCGGUGCUUAUGCAUUGUUAGUGCAGAAUCUCCAGAUACAAUCCCUAGGACUUCGAUCUCUAAAAGAGAUUAGUAAUGGGCUGGUGUUUAUUCACCGGAACCCUAACCUCUGCUAUGUGAAUACCAUUCCUUGGAGGCAGCUGUUUAAGAAGGAUCACCAGGAGGAGCUGAUAACAGCCAACAGGCCCCAGGAUGUCUGCGAAGCUGAGGGGAGUACCUGUUACAGCCUGUGCAUCAACAGCAGCUGCUGGGGCCCAGGCCCAAAGCAGUGCCUCUCCUGCACGUACUUCCGAGGUCAGGAAUGUGUGGAAUCCUGCAACUUGUAUGAGGGGCAAGUUCGGGAGUAUCUGAGUGAAUCGUCCUGUAUCGCAUGUCACCCUGAGUGUCUGCCGCAGAAUGAGACCCUGAGCUGCAGUGGGAAGGGUGCCGAUGCCUGUGUGGCCUGCAGGCAUUACAAGGAUGGCGCGCACUGUGUGGAGAAGUGUCCGAGUGGUUUACACGGACACAUCUGGAAAUACCCUGACGAGCAUGGCCUUUGUCAACUGUGCCCCACAAACUGCAGUCACUCCCAGGUGACCUCAGUCGUGGCUGGGAUAGUUGGGGCUCUGCUGUUCAUGGUGCUUAUCAUCCUGCUGAUCAUCUGGUGGAAACGCAAGGUGUACCUGAAACAGAAACACAAGAUGCUGAGACUCCUGGAACAGAACAAGCUUGUUGAGCCAGUGAGUCCGAGUGGAGUUGUUCCAAAUCAGGCCCAGAUACGAAUCCUAAAGGAAACGGAAAUGAAGAAAGUAAAAGUUCUGGGAUCUGGUGCUUUUGGAACUGUUUAUAAGGGAGUCUGGAUGCCAGAGGACGAAGAUGUGAAAAUACCUGUUGCUAUUAAAGUUCUAAGAGAGGGAACGUCUCCCAAAGCAAACAAAGAGAUCCUGGGAUGUAAUGUUUGUGUAUUGCAGGAGGCGUACAUUAUGGCAGGAGUGAGCAGUCCCUACGUCUGCCGCCUCCUCGGGAUCUGCCUGACCUCCACUGUGCAGCUGGUUACCCAACUGAUGCCGUUCGGAUCCCUGCUGGAUUAUGUCCGAGAAAACAAGGACCGGAUCGGAUCACAGCAUCUCCUCAACUGGUGUGUACAGAUCGCUAAGAUCUCAUUCAUACCAUUUCCCAGGGAAAUGCAUUACCUUGAAGAUCAGGUUCGAUUGGUCCACCGUGAUCUGGCAGCAAGGAAUGUCCUGGUGAAGAGCUUGAAUCUGAAGAUCACUGACUUCGGACUUGCCAGGCUCCUAGAUACAGAUGAGACAGAGUAUCAUGCAGAUGGUGGAAAGGUUCCAAUCAAGUGGAUGGCUCUGGAAUCCAUAUUACACAGAAGAUUCACACACCAAAGUGACGUCUGGAGUUAUGGUGUAACAGUCUGGGAGCUGAUGACGUUUGGAGCCAAACCUUAUGAUGGGAUCCCAGCUCGAGAGAUUCAUGACCUACUGGAGAAGGGAGAGCGCCUGCCGCAGCCUCCCAUCUGCACCAUCGAUGUCUACAUGAUCAUGGUGAAAUGAUGGAUGAUUGACUCGGAGUGCAGACCCAGGUUCCUGGAACUGGUGGCAGAGUUUUCAAAAAUGGCCCGGGACCCUCAACGAUACAUCGUUAUCCAGGGCGACGAGCACCUCGUCCCUCAGAGCCCGACCGACAGUAAGUUCUACCGCACUCUGCUGGAGGAGGAGGACAUGCACGACCUGACCGACGCUGAGGAAUAUCUGAGUGCAAAGAGUGUGGCGGAGGUGGAAGGUCGGGGGUCGGUGUCCACGGAGAGCUUGGGCCAGGCCUGUGGUCCCCUACAACAGGCGGCUGACGUCCCCAGCGACGGGGAGGGCUCGGGGUACAGGGGGGCCGUCUGCCCACCCCAGGAGGACAGCGUUGGUCAGCGGUACAGCUCAGAUCCCACUGUGCACCUGGACGAUGAGGGAGAGGGGCUGGAGGUGGACAGUUACAUCGCACUGGGCAGUGAGUCCCUCGGCACAGGUUACAUGAACCAGCUGGGGGAGGUGCCUGCCCCUGGGCACGCUGGAAGAGGGGGAUUAUUCACUCGGGGCAGCGCCGGGAAUGGUCUCCUGGUCCCAACCAGUUCAUUUCGGAACACGGUGGAGAAUCCUGAAUAUCUGUCUCACCAGAGCUUGGUGUCGGACGAUGACCCGGCUUUUGACAAUCCUGAUUACUGGGGCCAGGAUUCCCGGACGGUGAGUCAGCCUGGGAUCACUCCAGGCCUGACUGCUGCUUCAGCCCAGCCCAAUGGCUACAUCCGUGUGGCAACUGCGGAGAAUCCAGAGUACCUUGGCCUCUCGGAGACCAGCAGUGUGUAGGGGGAUCUGUGGCUCCCAGUGAAACCAGUCUCACCACAGCCCUCGCCAAGGGGACCUCACUGACUAAUGGCACAACAGACAAAACCAUCGACAGAGGCACCGCUUGUUGAACUCGGCGUGAUCCAGACUGAUGGUAGAGAGCUCCCUGGACAAUCCUGGUACCUCGGUCCGGACUGGUGGACCCCUCCCUGGAAGAUCCUGGUCCCACAGGGUCUGGACUAUUGGACCCCUCCCUGGAAGAUCCUGGUCCCACAGGGUCUGGGACUAUUGAAUCCCUCCCAGGAAGAUCCUGGACCCACAGGGUCUGGACUGGUGGACCCCUCUCUGGAAGAUCCUGGUCCCACAAGGUCCGGACUUGUAGACCCCUCCCUGGCUCUCUCACAUUACUAGUCAGAGCCCAGGUGUUGCCGAUGGGGAUGCAGCCAAUCAGGGUGUGGUGAAUACUCUCCGUGACUCUGGUGGAAGUUCGCAGUUGUUGGGUUCCUUGAAUUACUGGGAAAUGAGAGAGACGUUUGAGGAGUCCACAAAACCCAGCUCCUGUCCGUGGGGCUUGUGGUUCCGUUCCAUCACCCCACUCGUACCUCUCCCCCCCCCCCUGCACCUCCUACACCCCGCCGUACCUCACCCCCAGCUCCUACACCCCAUGCCCUCUCCCCCACCCCACUGUACCUCUCCCCCCAUCCCAUACAUAAAGUAGUCAUCCCCUCUGAGUUUCACCUCUGGUGACUGACAGUUUGUCAGCCAAUCAGUUUCUGGUUGGGUGAGUCCUGAACGAUGCUGGAAUUAGUGAACUUUUAACAACUUUUAUGUUUUGUAUAUUUUUGAUUUGGGAGAUAGUUUUGUAUGUUUGAGGAAAGUAUUUUUUCUAGAAGUCUCCGUUGCUGUGAAUGUGUGAGCUGAGGGCUCCUGGCUGGGGGAUGGUGUGAUUCAGGUGUUGAUGCAGCACCUGGUGUUCCCGAGCUCCGGGAUCAGACCAUCUCCUGCCUGGGACGUCAGUAAAGCUGCUUCAGUCUAAUGAAGCGUGGGGCACGCGAUUGUGCUGCUAAUUAGAUGGCGUUCUGUGUGGCCCUGUGAUCAGCCCCGCAGUGCAGUGACUUGAUCGUGAUUUGAUGAUUGGACACAGUGGUGUGGGCAGAGCCUGGGUUUACUGAGUGCGCAGAGAUACUGCAGCCCAUGCUAAACCUGGGAGUGUGCAGCAGGACCUUUGAUCCACAUUCCCCACAGCCAGCAGUCAGGAAUUGUGUGACUAACAGGCACUCCCGUUCUCUUCUCCCAGCCACUGUGUCCCAGAGUUAUUCUUGGAAUCUGGUGUGGAUAAUAAAUCUCAUGUGAUUUUUAAA